AAUGUGACAUAUAGAGGAGCAAGGAUAUUUGAUGCUAUAAUGGAUGAUCUUCUAGCUAAAGGAAUGAAGAAUGCUGAUAAUGCUAUACUGAGCGGUGGGUCGGCCGGUGGAUUAGCGACGACGUUAAAUUGCGACAAGUUUAGGGGAUUAUUGCCCAAUGCUGGUAGAGUGAAAUGCGUUGCUGAUUCUGGUACUUUCCUUCAUGGAAAACAUCUUAUUGGAACCAAGUACAGAGAAAACUACUUUGCCCACGUAGUUCAAACACAUGAACUUGCCAAACGUUUGCCAACUAAAUGCACGUCAAAAAUGGAUUCCAACUUGUGUAUUUUCCCUGAGAAUUUUAUUCGAGAUAUUCAGACGCCACUCUUUGUAGUCGAAGCAGGUUUCGAAAAAUUCCAGACUGAAGAUCUUAUGAUACCUGUUCUUGGUGGUAAGACACAAUGGAAUAGUUGCACUACAAAUUUAACACUUUGCAAUUCAACUCAAUUACACUACAUGAAAGACUUUAGGGCUGUCUUUGUUAAGACACUGCGAAAAGUUAUCGACAAAUCCUCGUCUAGAGGAUUGUUCGUUCACUCAUGCUAUCGCCAUGGCCACAUCGAUCUUAGAGACGGGUGGGCGUGCUCAACUAAGGUCGCAAAUAAAACAAUUGGAAAGGCUGUUGCGGAUUGGUACUUCGACCGAAGCCCCUUUCAUGCGAUAGAUCAUCAACAUAAAUUGCCACAAAAUUGCACCCUACCCGAGGACGAACUCGUGAAAAAGUGUCUAAGUUCCUAUUAAUUGUAUGUGAAUUCACAUUAAUUAAGGUUUUAAGUACAGUUUACACUCCUAAAGUACAUGUGCUGUAACACUUACCCCGGUAAUGUAAUAAACGUAACAUUUGCUCCCUCUACUAAUUAAUAUAUUCAAUGGUACGACUUUUAAUUGCUUUACUAUUUUU
Erythranthe guttata (spotted monkey flower) is the source of this 940-nucleotide messenger RNA. Lineage: Eukaryota; Viridiplantae; Streptophyta; Magnoliopsida; Lamiales; Phrymaceae. The record is from RefSeq and is a predicted model, not a curated record.